GGCUCUUGAGCUGGGACCGAAGCGCCAUGAAGGUCGAGUUCGCGCCGCUCAGCAUUCCCUGGCGGAGGAGAGCGCAGACCGCCGCCGUCUCGCAGUGGGUGUUCUCCUUCCUGGCCCUAGCACAAUGUUGCUGUGGAAUCUUCAUCAUCUUACUUCUGGGAGAUUACUGGUUCAUCUCGGUUUUUUAUGUCCUCUGGCUCUACCUUGACUGGGAAACCCCCCAGACUGGAGGGAGAAGAUCCGAGUGGGUCAGAAACUGGACCGUGUGGAAGUACUUUAAGGAAUACUUUCCAAUUCAACUCAUAAAAACCUCGGAUUUGGAUCCAAGCAAAAACUACCUCUUUGGAUUUCAUCCACAUGGCGUCCUUGUUGCUGGAGCCUUUGGAAACGUUUGUACAGAAUAUACAGGUUUUAAGGAAUUAUUCCCCGGUAUGACUCCAUACCUUCACACCUUGCCUUUCUGGUUCAGAUGCCCUUUCUUCAGAGAAUAUAUUUUGUGUGCUGGGCUGGUUUCUGCAUCUAAGAAGAGUGUGUCACAUGUACUGAGCAAUAAAAAAGGAGGAAAUAUUGCUGUGAUUGUAAUUGGAGGGGCAAGAGAAUCUUUGGAUGCUCGUCCUGGAAGCUUAACUCUUAAUAUCCUCAAGAAGAAAGGUUUCAUUGAGAUUGCUUUGAAACAUGGGGCUGAACUUGUCCCGGUGUUUUCUUUUGGUGAAAACGAACUGUUCAAACAGAUCGCAAAUCCUAAAGGAUCACGACUCAGGGCAUUGCAGGAGAGUCUGCGAAAGCUGGUGGGGUUUACUUUGCCUCUCUUUCACGGCAGAGGCAUUUUCCAGUAUAGCUUUGGCUUGAUGCCUUACAGGAAACCUAUUAACACUGUUGUUGGGGAGCCUAUCACUGUGAAACAGAAUCUGAAUCCCACCCUUGAAGAGAUUGAUCAGCUGCAUGAAAAAUACCUACAGGAACUACAGAAGCUAUUUGACAGCAACAAAGAAAAAUAUGGGAUACCAGAGCAUGAAUCUCUUACCUUUGACUAAAUGCAAGUACAGGA
This is a messenger RNA of Euleptes europaea (tarantolino), 1048 nucleotides long. RefSeq names its product monoacylglycerol O-acyltransferase 1 (gene MOGAT1). Gene Ontology annotation, biological process: triglyceride biosynthetic process; diacylglycerol biosynthetic process. Gene Ontology annotation, molecular function: diacylglycerol O-acyltransferase activity. The transcript has 6 exons. The coding region runs from base 27 to 1034 and encodes 335 amino acids. Lineage: Eukaryota; Metazoa; Chordata; Lepidosauria; Squamata; Sphaerodactylidae. The record is from RefSeq and is a predicted model, not a curated record. Gene Ontology annotation, cellular component: endoplasmic reticulum membrane.